Molecule: messenger RNA, 3183 nt
Organism: Procambarus clarkii (red swamp crayfish)
Lineage: Eukaryota; Metazoa; Arthropoda; Malacostraca; Decapoda; Cambaridae
Cellular component (GO): mRNA cleavage and polyadenylation specificity factor complex
Source: RefSeq, a predicted model, not a curated record
GAGGGUGUAUACUAGUGACGCUCUCCAGCACAUACACGACGACUCCUGUGGAAUGUGGGUGUAGAAGCGGGUGUAUAUUGGGGCAGUGUUUCGUGUCGUGGAGCCAGUGUUGUGCUGGACGUCGUGCGGGGAGGGUGUAUACUAGUGACGCUCUCCAGCACAUACACGACGACUCCUGUGGAAUGUGGGUGUAGAAGCGGGUGUAUAUUGGGGCAGUGUUUCGUGUCGUGGAGCCAGUGUUGCGCUGGACGCCGUGCGGGGAGGGUAUAUACUAGUGACGCUCUCCAGCACAUACAGACAUACACGACGACUCCUGUGGAAUGUGGGUGUAGAAGCGGGUGUAUAUUAGAGCAGUGUUUCGUGUCGUGGAGCCAGUGUCGCGCUGGACGCCGUGUGGGGAGGACGUCUGCCGGUGGCGCUCUCCACCACACACACAUACAAGCCCGUUGUAAUACCCGCGUUGACGACCGUUGUGGUGAUGAAUAUUCCUGUUGGAUAACGACGUGCAGAUGAGGCACUGGAUCCAGCAGAAAGGGGAGCGUGGAUCGUGCAGAACACCAUGAACACCCGUCAACUCAAGCUUAUUGCUGACCGUCAAUCGGACAAGCGGAUUGACCGUCAACACGAACGUCGUCAACAUGAACCUCAACAGGAUCGUCAACACGAACGUCGUCAACAUGAACCUCAACAGGAUCGUCAACACGAACGCCUCAAGGAUCGCCAGCACGAACGGCUACAGGACCAUCCACACGACCGUCAACAAGAGCUUCAGCAUGAACGUCAUCCCGAGCACCGUAAGGAUCGUCAGCUCGAACGUGAACGGGAUCAUCAGCGGGAGCGUGAACCCGACCUUCAGUAUGAGCAUCAAAAGGACCGUCAACAGGAACGGCCGCACGAGCGCCAACAGGAACGGCCGCACGAGCGCCAACAGGAACGCCCGCAUGAGCGUCAACAGGAACGCUCGCAUGAGCGUCAGCAGGAACGCUUGCCAGAGCGUCAACAGGAACGGCCGCACGAGCGCCAACAGGAACGCCCGCAUGAGCGUCAACAGGAACGCUCGCAUGAGCGUCAACAGGAACGCUCGCAUGAGCGCCAACAGGAACGGUUGCCAGAGCGCCAACAGGAACGGUUGCCAGAGCGCCAACAGGAACGGUUGCCAGAGCGCCAACAGGAACGCUUGCCAGAGCGCCAACAGGAACGGUUGCCAGAGCGCCAACAGGAACGCUUGCCAGAGCGCCAACAGGAACGGUUGCCAGAGCGCCAACAGGAACGCUUGCCAGAGCGCCAACAGGAACGCUUGCCAGAGCGCCAACAGGAACGGUUGCCAGAGCGCCAACAGGAACGCUUGCCAGAGCGCCAACAGGAACGCCUGGAGGAGGCAGCAACAGCACCACAGGUGUUGAAGGCGUCGGGGGCGCCGGUGGUGGUAAUAACAGGCGGACACCGCGUCCUCCGGCGGUCGGCGUCGUCCCUGGCGGCGUCCCUGGCCUGCGGGGGGGUGGCGUCGGUGGCAGGGGGGCGCGGAGGGGCCAGAAAUAGCGCCAAAAUCGUGAAAGUGAGCGCGAGUUACCUGGAUAGCAAAAGAAGGUCGCGGGCCCGCCAGACCUUCCCGCUGCCCGGGCGCGCGCCGCUGACAGUGACGUCACAGGCUGAUGGCGGGCGGGUGGCGGCGGGCAGCGUCAGUGCCGCCGUGAGCGCCGCCGAGCUGGCCGCCGCCACCGACCCUGGCGGCAGGGCUCACAAGUACAGCAGGAGCGUCACCAGUCUGGCGUCAGUGGCGCGGGGAGCGGAGCCGGAGGGACACCAUAAGUCCCAUCAGAGGCGGCGCCACUCCCGCCACUCAGAAAAGAGCCACAAGUACGUGGCGGGUGGCACCCUGCCGCGCCAACGCCACCCCGCCGCCCACGGCCGCCCACUGUGGCGCCCCGUGCUUCCAGCCCCGCCGCCUGACCCCGUCAAGCCCAAUAUGUCGGGGAAAACUCCUUGUUGCUGCUGCUGCCCGGCCAUCAGGGCCGCCUCGCCCGCCUCUCUCAUCCUCCUCCCGCUCCAUCUUCUUCUCCUGGCCGUCCUCGUCGGCUACCUGGUCCUCGGGGCCUUCAUCUUCUCAAAGGUGGAGGGGCCUGAUGGGCUGAGAGGGUCGGCCGUGUUAGUGAGCCGGACCACAGUCACUCUACCAGGGACCCCGAAGGACCCGGACAUGGCCGCCGCCCGCCUCGAGGUAGUAGAGCGCCUCCUCAACUCUUCCCUCAACAUCGUCCUCUACAGGAGCCCAGAGCUCUUCAUCGCCGCCAUCUCCACCUCGCCCAGACUGCGGGGCGCGCUCUUUACUUUACAGAAGGAGGGAGGGUGGCGGCUGCCCACAGACAGAGAGCUCAACAUGCUCAGUCGUUCAGUGAUGACGGAGUGGCAACAGCAGCUUCACGACAUUACUGCUCGGUACUACACCUUGGUCACCCGUCACGCCCACGGCUUCCAGGUUGGGUCUGAAGAGCGGGCGGAGGUGUGGGAGAGUGAGGAGCCGCCGCCCCUGCUCCCCUGGAGCCUGUGGCCCUCCCUCCUUCACGUCUUCUGCCUGGUCACCACCAUCGGCACCAGCGUGCAGGCCCACUCGCCGGCGGGGAGGGCCUCGGCUCUCGUCUACACUCUGGUGGGCGUGGUCCUGUAUGUGGGGGUUGUGGUCGUGUGGGCAGCCAGGCUCGGCGCGACCUACGCUCUCCUCGUCAACAUGUGUACAAAGAAUAAGAUCUCCUCAUCAGGAGGGAAGCUGCGAGCAUCUCCGUACCACAGCAUGGGGGGACCGCCCCAGGAACCUGCACCCCCUCCCCAGACGACACCAGUCAGACUCGUCCUCCUCACUACAGUCAUUAUGGUGUAUGUGCUGAGCGCUGGGGUGCACGUGGUGGGGGGCCGUGACUACUGGACCGGGGUGGAGAAUGCCAUAUUCGUCCUGUUAACAGUCAGACCACCCACACCUCUCCCUCAGGGAGCAACAACAGUGACAAGUUUCAUAGCAUUUGUGAUGGUGGGCCACAUCUUGCUGGCUCUCUUCACCUUCGUUCUCAAGGUGUUGUGUGGUCGGUGGUGGAGCUUGUGGGACAGAACGUCUUGAUCGCAGUGCUUGUUAAUUCUACCAGUACUUUGAAAAUGUGCAGGUUAAGUGUAUAUAAUAAACUAAUUUCUUAA